AGCAGCAAACGUGCUUUCGAAAUGACGGGGAUAAAAAUGCUCCUGAUCGCCUUGGCGCUUUUUAAAGUGGUCCUGGCAGACAUGGCAUUUCCCCGAAGGAUAGUUCUCAGUCCUGGACACCUGCAACUGCUGUGGACGCCGGGUCAGGAGUAUCUCAUGCUCAGGGUGGAGGUGAGGACGCAGGGCUACUUCGCCCUCACCUUCGGCAGCGUGCACGGCGACCCCAACGACACCCAGGACGCACUGCUCGCAUGGACUGAUGACUCGGAAGUUCUACUUCAGGACGCGGUGGUGCGGCGAGACGGCUCUCUCAUCGCGGACAAAACCAACGACUACGAGCUGUUGGAAGGCGCGAGAAACGAGUCUGACUUUUUGAGCGUGACCGUGCAGCGCCGGUGGAGCACCUGCGACCAACUCGAGGACAUGCCUCUGGGGGCGGGCAGCGUUUUGGUGAGUUGGGCGAUCUUUCCGAGGGCGCCGGAGAAUCUGGAGGAAUUCGCAAGGUUGGAGGAAGGCGAGAGACACGGUUCGCAGGUCGUUAUUUUCAAAGCGCCGCCUCCGCCGCUGCCUCCCACCUCGGGUUUGCGAGUGUGGCCCGUCAUGCUUCCCAAAGUCCACGUGUCGAGCAACUCGAGCUAUCUGCGUUGGUGCACCAUGUUCCACGCGCCGGAAACCAAAGACAAGCAUUGGAUAGUUGGAGCAAAACCAGAGGUGAACCAUCCCGAGAAGGUGAAGAAAAUAAUUUUGCUCGAGUGCAGAAGUGAAACUGCAGAACCAGGACAGCUCGCACCUGGACAGGCAGGUCGACCCUGCAAUUCCAAGGAGGCUGUUCCAAAUGUGUGCAAGACUGUAGCUUUGGUCUGGACCCCUGGCAAUGAAGUCAUCAUGUUUCCGAGGGACGUGGGCAUCCCUGUUGGACUCAAUGCUGGCGGAACAGAUUACUAUCUUCUGCAGGUGUUUUUUGCUCUGACCGACUCGUCUGAGGUGGUUGUCGACAGUUCUGGCUUGCGGGUUUUGCUGUCGAGCAAAAAGCCUAAACACCAGGCGUCGAUUUUGCAGGUCGGAUUGGACCCUGACGCACUCCUAGUUCUGCCCCCUCGGCAGCCGUCCACCAUCGUGCGCGGCUGGUGCUUCCAACAAUGCUUACAAAAAUUUUUACAGCCAGCUCAGGGCAAAGCAAUCACACUGGUUUCUGUGCUUCUUUACGGGCAUUCCGCUUUAAAAAAGGUUGUCCUGCGGCAUCUUCAGGAGGCGGAUGAAUUGACUCCGAUUGCGAUAGAGUUUGGUUAUCAGAGCGAAAACCAGGGAAUUUUAUAUCUGGACCCAAAGCGGAGGAUACAGGUAGCUUCUGAUAAUCUGGUGAUGGAGUGCGAAUUCAACACUCAGGACAGGGACAGGACCAUCAUGGGUGGGGAGAGCACAGAGAGUGAAAUGUGCGUUUCUGUCAGCGACGCGGGGCAGGGCCGCCGAAUGGGCGCAGUCGGCCCUGCCGGCGCGCCUUCUCCCUAUCACGAGAACACCUUCUACACCUCCAACCAGCAAAGAAAAAAAUUGGCAAAUUAG
Molecule: messenger RNA, 1563 nt
Organism: Cloeon dipterum
Lineage: Eukaryota; Metazoa; Arthropoda; Insecta; Ephemeroptera; Baetidae
Product: DBH-like monooxygenase protein 1
Exons: 11
Coding region: 22-1563 (513 amino acids)
Molecular function (GO): copper ion binding; dopamine beta-monooxygenase activity
Source: RefSeq, a predicted model, not a curated record